AUGCUUACCAUUCUUUCUAAUGACAGCGGGAAAAGCCUGGAGGGGAAUUACCAAGACUUACGUGUUGUGGGGUAUUUUGAUAAGGGCACCAUUGUCAUGAUCAUUCUGCUGAUCACCUCAUUGGAUCGGAUCCGUAUCGCAACGUAUGAAUCAUUUUUGAUUGCUCAUAUCGUGCUCUCGAUAAUUACACUCGUGGGAUGCUUUUAUCAUACGGUGAUCUUUGAAGGGAAUGAGUACUGGAAAUACCUAUGGCCUUCGGUAGUUAUCUGGGUGAUUGAUCGCUUGUUGCGGAUCGUGCGGUUGUGUUACUGUAACACACAUGUGAGCCUUUCACAUAAAGGUCUCGUCAAGACCACUGCGACACGCAUGACAUACGACGAAGGAGCUGAUGUGGUGCGUAUGGAGGUCAUUCCUGGAACGUCUUCGCUACACCCUUCACCAGGACAGUAUUACUUCUUGUACCAGCCGUUCAGGCUCACCGGUUGGGAAAGCCACCCUUUUACUAUUGGAGCAUGGUCUUAUGAAACAGGAGACCAGUCCUCGCUUGCACCGACAUCAUUGGAUCAACUAGGAAAACCACCCGAUGUAUCGCAUCUGCCACUUCUUUCAGGUUCAUCCUCUGAUCAAGAUUCUCUUACUAUCCUGGGGGAUGCAUCUCCUGCGGAAAAGGAACAGCAGAUGCUCAAGUUGAUAUUCUGGGUUCGUCCUUACGACGGCUGGACUCGAAAUUUGCGCCAGCAAUGCCUAAGGUCCCCGUCUAUGACGACAGAAGCCGGUAUUCUCCUUGAAGGACCUUAUGGUGAUACAUUCCCUGUCUGGCGAUAUGAAUCAGUGUUGAUGAUCGUCGGUGGAACGGGCAUUGCCUCGGCUGUUCCUUACAUUCAGGAUCAUCUCCGCCGCUCGGUUCAGGACUGGGAACGGGAUUCCCACAACGAGAAAACCCGAGUUCGAGACAUUGAACUUGUUUGGACCGCGAGACAAACGGCGUUCAUUCUAGAUGUUUCUCGUCGAGAAUUGAAAUCUGCCUUUGACCGAGACGAUUUUAGUGCCUCGUUCUACACGACUCGUGAUUCUACGGCUUGCAUGAACGAACCUGGAAUUGAGAUUCAACCAGGGCGACCUCACCUGCAAUCUCUGGUCAUGAGUCGGGCCGCUGAUGCAUGCUCAGCUGGGUCCAGCCUCGCGAUCCUCGCGCUUUUGUCCUCAGCGAUUCCAAACUUGUUUCCCAUCACACUUUUGUCUGUAGGAUCGAUCUUCACGGGAGAUGCGUUCUCAUUAGAGCCUGAUGAUGCAGCUGAGGCCUGA
This is a messenger RNA of Penicillium arizonense, 1305 nucleotides long. RefSeq names its product ferric reductase family protein. The transcript is spliced from 4 exons. The coding region runs from base 1 to 1305 and encodes 434 amino acids. Gene Ontology annotation, molecular function: ferric-chelate reductase activity. Gene Ontology annotation, biological process: intracellular iron ion homeostasis; iron ion transport; copper ion import. The record is from RefSeq and is a predicted model, not a curated record. Gene Ontology annotation, cellular component: plasma membrane. NCBI's taxonomy places the organism in Eukaryota, Fungi, Ascomycota, Eurotiomycetes, Eurotiales, Aspergillaceae.